This is a messenger RNA of Clonostachys rhizophaga, 801 nucleotides long. The record is from the annotation of a GenBank genome assembly. NCBI's taxonomy places the organism in Eukaryota, Fungi, Ascomycota, Sordariomycetes, Hypocreales, Bionectriaceae.
GACGCAACAAUGAAGACCAGCACGGGUGAUGAUCAACACCAGAAGGAGGCUCCUUGUCCCUCUCCGAAGCAACAUGCAGUCGUCAAGCACCUUACACAAAAUAUUCAACCAAACAUCUCCUCCGAGCUACAACUUCUACUAUUAACGUUCUCUACGGGAAUUCAAGACGCAACCACGGUCCCCGACUACCACUGCUUCUCAUCCAACCAAACCGGAAACACGAUAUUCUUGUGUCUGGGGCUCGUCUUGCCGCACCUUAAUGGGGAUGCAUUCGUCACCGCAAACAUAGGGGUUUCCCUGGGGCUCUUCCUGGCAGCGGGUUGGGCUACUGGACAGCUUAGUCACAUAAUUGGUCCCAGAAAGCGAUGGUGGCUGUUUCUCUGCAACUUCAUCCAGACGUGCUUGGUCUUCGCCGCAGCCGCCGUCCAAUACAUCCACGGAACCGAAAUCCAGGGACCCCAAGCGCUCUCGGUGAUCGGAUUGCUGGCACUGGCGGCAGGAAGCCAGGUGGUCCAGUCCCGCAGCCUGGCCAUGACCGAGAUCAGCACAGCCAUGGCGACGGCAGCGUGGGUGGAUUUACUGAUCGAUUCCAAGAUCCUUGCUUACCACAACCGACCAAGGAGUCGGCGAGUGGCCUUCCUCCUCGCUCUCGUCCUCGGUGGGUUUGUGGGCGCCUUCAUUUAUCGUGAAGUUGGAUCAGGGACAGCGAUUGCUGUCUCUGGGGCAGGAAAGUUCAUCGCCACGGUGAUGUAUCUGUUUGCGACGGCCGAGAAAGACUGCGAUGAGGAUUCCGCCGUAUAA